AUGGCUGCGACCUACCAUAUCGACAACCCAAAUGUGGGAAACAAAGCUGAUACGGAAGAUUGGAGAAUUCGGGGAUAUAAUCCAUUAACUCCUCCUGAUCUCCUCCAACACGAAAUCCCCCAGACACCGAAAUCGAAAGAAACAGUACUAAGCGGUCGCAACGAAUCUGUCGCCGUAGUUAAUGGUACUGACUCCAAUCAAAGACUUCUUGUAGUCAUUGGCCCUUGCUCAAUUCAUGAUCCCCCAGCUGCCCUCGAAUACUGCGACAAUUUGGUAAAACUCAAAGAAAAAUACAAGGAUGACUUACUUAUUGUCAUGCGUUCCUACCUCGAGAAGCCACGGACCACAGUCGGAUGGAAAGGACUGAUUAACGAUCCGGAUAUCGACAAUAGUUUCAAGAUCAAUAAGGGAUUGAGGACAUCACGACAAUUGUUCGUGGAUUUGACGGAAAAAGGAAUGCCACUUGCGAGUGAGAUGUUAGAUACCAUCUCUCCUCAAUUUCUGGCAGAUCUUUUGAGUGUAGGAGCUGUCGGCGCGAGAACUACCGAAAGUCAAUUGCACCGAGAACUUGCCAGUGGGCUUAGUUUCCCUGUCGGAUUCAAGAAUGGCACAGAUGGGACACUUGGUGUUGCGAUUGAUGCGAUUGGGGCCGUAAAGCAUCCUCAUCACUUCUUGUCGGUUACGAAACCUGGUGUUGUGGCCAUUGUGGGCACAGUUGGGAAUGAGGAUUGCUUCGUUAUUCUCAGGGGUGGUACUAAAGGCACGAAUUAUGACGCGGACAGCAUCGCUGAGGCGAAGGCGGCGCUGGAUAAGGCGGGUGUCAAUCCUAGAUUGAUGGUUGAUUGCAGUCAUGGCAAUUCUCUGAAGAACCACAAGAACCAGCCAAAGGUUGCGAAGGUUUUGGCGGAACAGAUUGAGAAGGGAGAUAGUUCGAUCAUGGGUGUUAUGAUUGAGAGUAAUAUUAAUGAGGGCGCACAGAAAGUACCAAAAGAGGGCAAGGCUGGUCUGAAGUAUGGUGUCAGUAUCACAGAUGCUUGCAUUGGAUGGGAAGACACGGAAUCAGUACUAGAACUUCUAGCGAAAUCGGUUCAGACUCGUAGAGAAUUGUCUAAAGGCGCAAAUGGACACUCAUAA
Messenger RNA from Glarea lozoyensis ATCC 20868, 1134 nucleotides. Its product is annotated as Aldolase. Gene Ontology annotation, molecular function: 3-deoxy-7-phosphoheptulonate synthase activity. Gene Ontology annotation, biological process: aromatic amino acid biosynthetic process. Lineage: Eukaryota; Fungi; Ascomycota; Leotiomycetes; Helotiales; Helotiaceae. The record is from RefSeq and is a predicted model, not a curated record. Gene Ontology annotation, cellular component: cytoplasm. Bases 1 to 1134 code for a protein of 377 amino acids. The transcript is spliced from 4 exons.